Molecule: messenger RNA, 7311 nt
Organism: Astyanax mexicanus (Mexican tetra)
Lineage: Eukaryota; Metazoa; Chordata; Actinopteri; Characiformes; Acestrorhamphidae
Gene: eif4g1a
Product: eukaryotic translation initiation factor 4 gamma, 1a
Exons: 34
Coding region: 535-5619 (1694 amino acids)
Cellular component (GO): eukaryotic translation initiation factor 4F complex
Molecular function (GO): protein binding; translation initiation factor activity; mRNA binding
Source: RefSeq, a predicted model, not a curated record
ACGCCGCGGGAGAGCGCUGUGUACCGGGUGUCGCUCCGCGGCGCAGCACCGAAACGCCGCUUCUCAAAACCGGUAAAAAAUCCGCCACCAUCCGCGCCUUAAACAUGGACCUGCAGCCCCGCGGCUCGGCCUGCGGACUCCCGGCGAGCGCCUAGUCCCUCCCGGCCCACGAUUUACCCGCGCCCCGCCGCCAAUCCCCACUUUAUCCAUAUCUGAUGGAGGAUUUAACCGCGGAGUGAGUGACCGCAGCCGGACAGCAGCUCUCCCCGCCUCCUCGCCGCUCUCCCCGGGACACGGACACCAGGAGACCCCGGGGCCUGGCUCUGACUGUAGCCGUACUGUAAUAAAACAGUAACAAAGAGUAAAUUCUGUACUAAACCCCGGAGUUUCAGCGCGCAGCACGCCGGUAAAGUAUAAAUCGAGGGAACACUACAGAAUCAGCCGACCCAGAGUCUGCCAAGAGCCAGAGAUUUACACAACCGAUUCAGAGUUUGGCAGGCAGGUCCGAGGCCCCCUCAUGCAGAACCACAGGAAAUGAAUAAACCGCCGCAGCCUAUAGCCGGACCCCCCUCUGUCCCCCACCCCGCCCCGUCCCCUGGACUCACACAGGCUGCCUACCCCCCUGGCCAGCCGCCGUCGGUCGUCUUUGCACCCCCACAAAUGAACUCUGCACCGCAGCCCAGACAGUUUGCUCCAGGCCCGCGUGCUUUACAUCAACAGGGUGGAUUCAGGUCACUGCAGCAGUAUUUUCACAAUCGGCCCAACCUGACCAACAGUGCCCCCCGGGUGCCCCCCAGCAGCACACCCCGGGCGGUGCCGCCGACCCAUGUUUACCCUCCUGGCUCCCAGAUGAUGAUGAUCUCGCAGCAGCAGCUGCAGUUCGCCAACUCUCAGGGCCCAGCAUACUUCAUCCAAUCUGGACAGUACCGUGCUCCAUACGUUCCCCAGGCGCAGCAGUAUUCCGUGCCCAGCGCAGCGACAAGCUUCUACUCCGGAACAAACCCCGAUUAUAGUUCUGCAUAUGCUGGAGCUUAUUACCCCGCCCAGCCGCAGUUCCAGACUCAAGUAGCCACACCUCCCGUUAUUAUGAACCCCACCCAACCACAGCAGGCCCCGCCUCCUCAGCAAGCCCCGCCCCAGCAGCAUAAAAGGGAGCGCAAACAGAUAAGAAUACGAGACCCUAAUCAGGGAGGCCGUGACAUCACAGAGGAGAUCAUGUCAGGUGGAAGAUCUGCUUCUACGCCCACGCCACCUCAGUCUGUCGGCCCAGAGAUGGGAGGUCCAGUACAAACUAACGGAGAAACCGGACCACCGUCAGCUGCUGUCGUGAUACGGCCUGACGAGCGCGUAAAGUCCGUGACUCCAUCAGCCCAGACUCCUCCUCCUCCGUCUAAGACGCCAGAGCCGGCUACCGUCGCCGCCGCCGCUCCCCUCGCCGACGAGCCCAAAGCUGCUCCAGACCUCCAGCCGGCUCCGCCCGCGAGCGCCGCGGCGGUUCCCCCGGUUCCUGCGGUUCCUGCACUUCAGAGCGUCGGUUCUGACGCUGGAUCUCCUUCUCCUCCUCCACCGGCCCCGGCGGACAGUCCUGCUCCUCCUGAGCCCAAACAGAGCGACAUCGUCGACGCCCCCGUUCCUCCUGAAGCCCCGCCUCCGAAGGUCCAGGAGGAGGAGCCUGAGGAGCCGCCGGCUGAGGCUGUAGCCGUGGUGGAGCAGCAGAGUGCAGAGCAAACGGAAAAGAAGGCGGAGACUCCUGAGAAACCUGAAGAGAAGAAAAAGGAGGAGGAGCCACUAUCAGUCAAAACAGCACAGCCUGUUCAUGACUCCGCCCCUGCUCCGCCUACUGCUGACUCUCCUGCCACGCCAGCUGAGGAGGCUGCUGCUCCAGCAACCAAUGGCAGCGAAGAAGCUCCUGUUGAGGCCACGCCCACUUCCGCACCUCUUAAGACGGAACAGUUGGAGGCAGAGUCCUGCGCAGUGCAGGCCGAGCCGGUCCCCGUGCCCAACGGUCUCCCUCAGGACCCCGAGGAGCUGCCCGAGGAGAAGCCUGAGGCCGCUGCAGAACCCGUGGCUGAACCGGAGGCUGAAGCAGAGGCGGCCCCGGUGCAGGAGAGCGCCCCCGCUGCCCCGGAGGUGCAGGAGGAGGUGCAGCUGAAGGCAGAGGAGGUGCAGCUGAAGGCAGAGGAGGUUCCAGUUGAGGAGACGACUAUGCAAACUGUUCUGUCUGUGCCAAAGAGGAAAAAGAAGUUAAAGGAUCUGAAUAAUAAAGACGUGGGAGAUGUCCUAGAUGCCUUUAAAGAGCCUGAGAAGAAGGAACCUGAGCCUGAAUCCGUGGUGGCGCCGGUCCAGCCCGCAGAGCCCCCGGCACCGGCGCCGGCUCCUGAGGAGUCGGAGGAGACGUGGGAGGAGAAGGAGGAUAAGCUGGAUUCGGAGAACAUAGAGCCUGAUGCCACCAAAGCUGUGGAGCAGAAGUAUCAGUACAAAGAAGAGCAUUGGAAGCCCAUCGAUCCGGAGGAGAAGAAGCGGUACGACCGGGAGUUCCUGCUGCGCUUCCAGUUCAUCAGCGCCAGCAUGAACAAACCCGAGGGCCUGCCGCACAUCUCCGACGUCGUGCUGGACAAGGUCAGGACUGCGUCAGCUACUGCGAAUAAAACCCCCUUGAGACCCAUAGACCCCAGCCGGUUGAUGAACUGCGGACCAGACUUCACGCCUUCAUUCGCUAACCUGGGCCGACAGCCUUCUGGAGGAGGACGAGGACCACCCCCCGGUCCACGCCGCUCUCAGCAGGGUCCUCGUAAAGAACCCCGUAAGAUCAUCGCCACAGUCUCGCUGAACGAUGACAUCCAGCUGAACAAGGCAGAGAAGGCGUGGAAGCCGACGGUGAAGAAGAGCCGAGGUGGUGGGCGCGGUGCCGGGGCCGGUGCUGGCGCUGGAGCCGGUGGCGGUAGCGGUAGCGGUGCUGCCGCGGAGGAGGAGGACGACCCAGAGGUGCUGAAGACCAAUGAGCUCUUCCGGCGCGUUCGCAGUGUCCUGAACAAGCUGACCCCGCAGAUGUUCCAGCAGCUGAUGAAGCAGGUGACGGAGCUGACCAUCGACACGGAGGAGAGACUGAAGGGAGUGAUCGACCUGAUCUUCGAGAAAGCCAUCUCAGAACCCAACUUCUCUGUAGCUUACGCCAACAUGUGCCGCUGCCUUAUGGGGCUGAAAGUCCCCACCUCAGAUAAACCGGGAGUCACUGUGAAUUUCCGCAAACUGCUGCUGAACCGCUGCCAGAAGGAGUUUGAGAAGGACAAGGACGACGAUGAGAUCUUCGAGCAGAAGCAGAAGGAGCUGGAUGCUGCCAAGGAGGGCGAGGAGCGUCAGCGGCUGAAGGACGAGCUGGAGGAGGCGAAGGAUACAGCCCGGCGCAGAUCGCUAGGAAACAUCAAAUUCAUCGGUGAACUCUUCAAACUGAAGAUGCUGACGGAGCCCAUCAUGCACGACUGCAUCGUCAAGCUGCUGAAGAACCACGACGAGGAGAGUCUGGAGUGUCUCUGCAGGCUGCUGUCCACCAUCGGCAAGGACCUCGACUUCGAGAAGGCCAAGCCUCGUAUGGAUCAGUAUUUCAACCAGAUGGAGAAAAUCAUAAAGGAAAGAAAAACCUCCUCCAGGAUUCGCUUCAUGCUCCAGGACGUUCUGGACCUCAGACGGAACUCCUGGGUUCCGAGGAGAGGCGAUCAGGGUCCAAAAACCAUCGAUCAGAUCCACAAGGAGGCGGAGCUUGAGGAGCACAGAGAGCAGAUCAAGGUCCAGCAGCAGCUGCUGUCCAAGAAGGACUCGACUCAGGGCCGCGGCGGGGUCCGAGGGCCACACUCGUCCGGCGGCGGUGGCGGCGGCGGUGGUGGCGGCGGCAGGAGCCAGCCACAGGACGAGGGCUGGAACACCGUUCCCAUCACCACCAAGAGCAGACCCAUCGACACCAGCCGCCUCAGCAAGAUCACCAAGCCUGGUGCACUGGACUUUAAUAACCAGCUACUUGCCCCCGGAGGAAAGGGAACAUGGGGCAGCUGGGGUAAAGGCAGCUCUGGAGGUUCUGGAGCCAAACCCAGUGCAGAACAAGACUCAGGUCGUCCUGCCACGAGCACCCUGAACCGGUUCUCCGCCCUGCAGCAGGCGGCACCUUCCUCCACCCCUUCCUCUUCCUCCAUGGACUCAGACCGCAGAGCUCUUAACAGCAGAAGCAGUUCCAGUAGGGACCGCAGUGACCGGGACAGAGGAGACCGGGGCGAUCGGGACCGAGGGGAUCGGUUUGACCGGUUCGAGCGGAGAGACAGCCGGGAGGACCGGAACCGCCCCGCCAUCACCAAGCGCAGCUUCAGCCGAGAGAACCAGGAGCGCUCCAGCGGAGCCGACAACCGCGCCGCCUCCGACGCCGUCCGCCGCGUGGCCAGCAUGACCGACGACCGGGGCAGCCGGGAGAGAGCCAGGAGCAAAGAAACCGUGAAACGUGAAGCAGCGCCGACGCCGCCUCCCGCUCCAUCCAAACCGGCUCUGAGUGAGGAGGAGGUGGAGAAGAAAGCCACGGCCAUCAUCGAGGAGUACCUCCACAUCAACGACCUGAAGGAGGCGGUGCAGUGCGUGCGGGAGCUGAACAGCACCGCUAAUCUCUUCGUGUUCGUUCGGGUGGGGGUGGAGUCGACUCUGGAGCGCAGCACCAUCGCCCGAGAGCACAUGGGCCUGCUGCUGCGCCAGCUGAUAAGCGCCAGCAUCCUGCCCAAAGACCUGUACUAUAAAGGGCUUCAGGAGAUCCUGGAGGUUGCUGAUGAUAUGGCUAUCGACAUUCCUCAUAUCUGGCUGUACCUUGCUGAGAUCAUCACUCCCAUGCUGCAUGAGGGAGGAAUCCCUAUGGCAGAGCUCUUCAGGGAGGUGGCGAAGCCUCUGCUGUCGAUUGGGAAAGCUGCUACUCUACUGGUUCAGAUCCUCAACCUGCUCUGUAAAGGACUGAGCCAUAAAAAGGCUGGAGCUCUGUGGAACGAAGCCGGUCUCAACUGGAAGGACUUCCUGCCGGAGGACGAGGACGUUAACAAGUUUGUGACGGAACAGAAGAUGGAGUUUACUCUGGGAGACGAGUCUGAGAAGUCCAGUAAGAAGCAGCUCAGCGCCGAGGAGCUGAACAAGAACCUGGACCGCCUGAUCCAGGACAAGGCCAACAACCAGAGGAUCCACGACUGGGUGGAGGCGAAUCUUGAUGAGCAGCAGGUUGCCUCCAAUCAGUUUGUGAGGACCUUAAUGACCACAGUGUGCCAGUCCGCCAUAUGUGAGAGCCCGUAUAAGGUGGAUGUGGAGAAGAUUAAUCAGAGGGCGAAGCUGCUGCAGAAGUAUCUGUCAGAUGAGCAGAAGGAGCUUCAGGCUCUCUACGCUCUCCAGGCUCUGAUGGUUCAGCUGGAGCAGCCGGCCAAUCUGUUGCGGAUGCUGUUCGACGCUCUGUACGACGAGGACGUCAUCAAAGAGGAAGCUUUCUACAAGUGGGAGUCCAGCAAAGACCCCGCCGAGCAGAUGGGGAAGGGCGUGGCCCUCAAAUCCGUCACCGGCUUCUUCAAUUGGCUCCGGGAGGCGGAGGAGGAGUCGGACAACAACAGCUAAUCCCAGACCACGCCUCCUUUUUUCCUAUUGUUUUAUUUGUCUUCGUUUUGAGGGAAAAUCAGAAAAUCAAGGGAAGAAAAGGGGGGCGUAAAAAGAGGGCGGAGCUUUUCCGACUGCAACUACGAUUACGACUACGACAAACUUGAACUCUUCGUGAAUCUUCUCUAUUGAGAGGCUCUCCAUCGGAAACAUUGAAACAAACUACAAUCAUAACUUCUACAACUUUUUUAUUUUAUUUUUUGUUUUUUGUUGCUCUAUACUCCUUUUUGGUGGAGAGCGCCCACUUCGCGAAGAAGAAGUAAUAAAAAAUGAUGCUGAUAAAAAUGACGAUAAAGAUAAAAAUAAAAAAAUGCGUAAAGUUCUGGGGGAGUUGGAAUGAUGCUGAUGGUUUGCUUAUAUCAAAAACGCGUUAGCGGCCACGCGCCGUCACUUACAAUAAAACGAUAAAAUGCUGAAAAGAUGAUUUUAUGUAGUUUGUUGGGGGGAAAUAAACUAGCAAACUACCUGAAAAAUUAAUAAACAAGCAAACAAAAAUGGCACCAACCUGCGCUGUGCAUUAACCUGUCAGUGUAGAUUUUAUAUAUGCAACAUGCUAUAUAUAACAUGUAUAACAUGCAUCUGGUGCAUUAUAGUAGCCAUUAGCAUAAGAGGGCGGUGUCAUUCGUUCAUUCACUCUUUCAUACAUACAUGCAUAUAAAAUAAAUAUAUAUAUAUAUCGUGUUCCGGAGGCACCAGAUCUGUGCCGUUUCGGGUUUCUAACGUCAGAUCAAACGCAGAGCGCUUAAGUAGGGAUCUUUUUUGGUGUGUUUGCGAAAGAGGUUGGUGUUAUUUUUAACUUUAACUGAGAGAAGCGAGAGGCCGGCGAGUGUAGUACGAGUAUUUACAGACUUCUUUUCUCUUAACGACGGAUGGAUUUCGAGGUUUUUCCCCCCGUUUUCGCCUCCUGUUCGCUCCAUUAGCGGGCUGGCGGUGAGCAGGACGGCGGGGGAUGGACUUUGUUCUUUUGGCGUCUCGUUGCUGCUGGACGAGGGUCAACAUGCUUCCUGUAAGCCAUCCCUGUCCUGCUGCCUUCAUCCUUUCUUCCUCUUCCUCCUCCCCGAACUUCUGCGUUUUACCUCUUCAGUCGACAGACUGUCGCGGCCUCGCGCCUCGGAAAAAAAGCCUGCAGUGGAUUUUUAAGAGAAAUCGUAAUUAAAACAUGAAGAGUAGAAAUAAAAAUAAAAAUAAAAAUGAAUAAAAAUAAUCAACUUGAUGAUGAUGAUGAUGACAGUAAUGAUCCUUAAAGCCUUUUCUACUUGCAGAGUGGAAACACAUUUCAGGAGCGUUCUGUACAUAUAUAUUAAAGUUCUUUUUUUUUGUGGGUUUUUUUUUUUUUUUUUUCCAUUUUAUUUUUUCAGAAACUUAAAAAGAAAAAUAUCUGACGUUAAUAAUAAUGCCAUGUAUUUUUUUUUUCUUUCCAACAACAAAAAAAUAUAUAUAUGGCAGUUUCCCUGUAUUUAAGAGCUUUCUUCCAGACGGUGAGAGGUGCUUAAUAAACCAUUGAUUAGUUUUAUUGAGAAAAAAAAUGUAAAUAUUUUUUGUUUUUUGGUUUUUCUUUAUUAUUUAAGGAUGAAAUGCUUCUUUCACAUCAGAAACUGGAAACGCUGGAGAAAAAGAACAUUUGAAAAUAAUAAAAGACUAUCAAGUUGCUAA